AUGUUGAGCAGGCUUCAUUCCUACUUGCCCAAGCGCACAGUUGCGGCUCCCGGUUCUCAAACUGCAAAGGAAAAAACGUCGGUAGACGUCGAAGCAGAGAGCAGAAAUGAUUCCUCUGACCUUGUUCACACCCUGACGGAGACAAAGCGUCAGAUCGGUGUCAUCAGCGCCUUUUUCCUCAUCUUCAACCGUAUGGUCGGAACCGGCAUCUUCGCAACCCCGAGCACGAUAUUCUCGCUGUCCGGCAGCGUCGGCCUUAGCCUCUUCAUCUGGGUUGCUGGCAUGAUCAUCGCUAUGUGCGGUAUGGCAGUCUACCUGGAGUUUGGCACUGCCAUCCCAAAGAAUGGAGGCGAGAAGAAUUACUUGGAGUUUGUCUAUCGACAUCCCAAAUACCUCGCAACAGGAUUCUACACGGGAUAUGUCGUCCUCCUUGGAUGGGCCGGGUCCAACUCGGUCAUUUUCGGGGAGUACAUUCUCCAUGCUGCUGAGGUGGAAGUCACCAGGUGGAACCAGCGAGGAGUUGGGCUGGCCUGCAUCACUGCCGCAUUUCUCAUUCAUGGAUGUGCGCUCAAGUGGGGAUUGAGGCUGCAGAACCUCCUUGGCAUCAUCAAGCUGAUCAUUGUGUUGCUCAUCGUCGUGUCUGGAUGGGCUGCUCUUGGUGGUGCUCUCAAGAUACCGAAGCCCCACAACUUUGACAAUGCAUUCGAAGGAACUACAGGCAGCGCGUAUGGCGUCGUCACCGCCUUGUACAAUGUCAUCUGGUCUUAUAUCGGAUAUUCGAAUGCGAAUUACGCCCUCAGUGAAACGAAGAAUCCAGUUCGCACCCUCAAGAUCGCGGCACCAGCGGCAAUCAUAUUUGUGUCGAUCAUUUACAUGCUCGUCAACAUUGCUUACUUUGCUGCCGUUCCCAAAGAAGAGAUCAUAUCUUCCGGCCGCAUUCUUGCGGCAUCCUUCUUUCGUAAUGUCUUUGGAAAACGAGCAGAACGGGCACUUUCCGUGUUUGUUGCACUAUCCGCCUUUGGGAAUGUCCUCAGCGUCAUUUUCUCUCAAGGUCGCUUGGUCCAAGAACUCGGGCGUGAGGGAAUCCUCCCGUUCUCCCGGUUGUGGGCAAGCAACAAGCCGUUCAACGCACCUCUGGCUGGUCUCUUCGAGCACUGGUGUGUCUCGGUGAUCAUCAUGCUUGCACCUCCUCCUGGAGAUGCAUACAACUUCAUCCUGAACGUUAUUUCGUAUCCCCUGUCUAUUGUUAAUGCCUUUGUCGCCGCGGGACUUUUGUAUCUCUACGUCAACCCCCAUCGCUGGGAAUGGUCGCCGCCCCUCCGCGCAACAUGGCCUGUGACCCUGGUUUUCUUUCUCAGCAACCUUUACCUCGUCGCAGCUCCAUUCGUGCCACCUAGCGAAGGACAAAACGUGUACAAGGAUCUUCCAUACUACCUGCACUGUGUAGUCGGCAUGGGGAUCAUUGCUGCUGGAGGAGUCUAUUGGCUCAUCUGGGCUGUCCUGUUUCCGCGCAUCGGCAAGUACGAGCUUGUCAGAGAAGUCGAAGUCAGUCCAUUGGACGGAUGGGAGAGGAAUGUGUUUUCAAGACGCAAGCCAACGGAAGACCGGAAGUCUAGACGCAGUGAGAGCUUGACUGCAUUCUAA
Messenger RNA from Fonsecaea erecta, 1644 nucleotides. RefSeq lists its product as hypothetical. The transcript has 7 exons. NCBI's taxonomy places the organism in Eukaryota, Fungi, Ascomycota, Eurotiomycetes, Chaetothyriales, Herpotrichiellaceae. Gene Ontology annotation, cellular component: membrane. The coding region runs from base 1 to 1644 and encodes 547 amino acids. Gene Ontology annotation, molecular function: L-amino acid transmembrane transporter activity. The record is from RefSeq and is a predicted model, not a curated record. Gene Ontology annotation, biological process: amino acid transmembrane transport.